Venustampulla echinocandica is the source of this 1482-nucleotide messenger RNA. RefSeq lists its product as uncharacterized. The transcript has 5 exons. The record is from RefSeq and is a predicted model, not a curated record. Lineage: Eukaryota; Fungi; Ascomycota; Leotiomycetes; Helotiales; Pleuroascaceae. The coding region runs from base 1 to 1482 and encodes 493 amino acids.
AUGACACGAUAUAAUAACAUCUCAAUCCAACGUGGCCUAGACCUUGACGACAUCGAAGGAAUCAAACGCGUGAUGUUAGCUUUGGAGCGCAUUGUCCUAGACGAACCCUUCAAAAGUUUGAGCAAAGAGCGAGCAGCCGAACUUCGCUUGAGCUCAGCACAACAAGCAUGGGUCAACCGCAUUCUCAAGGUAUGCGAGAGAACCUUCCGCGAGUAUAUCUUGCUUCCCCGAGCCAUGAGACGAUUUGUAAAGGCUAAAGAUGGCGAUGAAGCAGCCGUUAUACAGGCAAUUGCUGAGUUGGAGAGUUUGACCGAAGAAGACGUUCUAGUCAAUCCGGAAUGUCACAUUGAUGCUUAUGAGGUGGCCUGGUGUAAAUUCCUCGCUUUCCCAUGCGAAAUGGUUCAAGGAGAGCUAGAUGCAUGUAUCAAAUUUCAAAAGGCUUUGCGGGAGGACGAGGUCCCGACAGGCCAAUCCAAACGAGCUUGUCACUUCUUGCCACCGACCGUUUCCCCAGGGUUGACCACUAAGGGGGAGGUAUGGCAAUCCAAGGUUCAGGAAGUAGAGGAAUCCAGGUGGAUGAGAGUGGAGGCGGAGGAGCCCACUGGUGUCCAGCCUCCCUAUAAGUUCCUUGCCAACCUGGAUAUCGAGGAUGCCAGUUCAAUUCGGCGCAUCAUGGAGUAUCUGCACUUCAAGUUCGCAGGUCACCGUUCUGAACAGUUCCGUGCCGGUACCGACCUUGACGAAACCGAGUGGCGGGAGUCGCAAAGAAUAUGGUGGGAGUGUGACAACAAUGCCUUGCUCAAGACCAUAGUUCAGUGGUUCGCAGGACAUUACCAAGCCACUGAUCGCAGAGUUGGGUUUGCUGCUCGACGCUUCCAAUCGUAUGCCACUCACACUGCUCGAAACCCGCAGAAGUACAAAGAGGAGUAUGAGGCAGAGAAAAUCCAAUGGGAGGCCAAGCAGGAAACGAGUGUGGAGUUGACGAACGACCUGGACAGCCCACCAUUACACCAACAGGGAUCCCGAAGCAACAAGCGCCCCGGAGAAAGCUACGAAGAACUCUUCACCAACGACGACAUAACCACGGCAAAUGUUCCUGUAGAUAUGGCUCCCAGUUCCAGUCCGGUUCCUGGAGACUCCAACCUAGCCAUCCGUACGAAGAAUCCCAAGCCAACAAGCGGAUACAAGCGAACAUACCAAGAAAUGGAAACUGAGGCCGAAACCGAGGCCGAAGCCGAGGCCGAGACCGAGAUCGACGAGGUAUCAUCAGACUCUUACACCCCACCCGCCAAGCACAAUGUCUUCCUCCAGACCUUGCUUCCCAAGGAAGGUAGAACAACUAGAUCGGGUCGUCCUUACAAUCCCUACACAGGCGACGUGGUUGAUGCUCCACCAUCUACACCAAACUCGACCCUGCUCAACCCGAGUUACACACAGCUGAAACGAGGUCAUAAGAAACAGAAGCGUGGACGAACACACUAA